Molecule: messenger RNA, 876 nt
Organism: Chrysoperla carnea
Lineage: Eukaryota; Metazoa; Arthropoda; Insecta; Neuroptera; Chrysopidae
Exons: 3
Coding region: 1-876 (291 amino acids)
Molecular function (GO): acyltransferase activity, transferring groups other than amino-acyl groups
Source: RefSeq, a predicted model, not a curated record
AUGGAAGAUCAAUUGGAGUAUGAUAUUCUACAGCAAAUUAAACCUGAUGAACUAUUACAAUUGCGAGAUUUAUAUAAAAUAAAUUGGCCAACAUACAGUCCGAUUUAUAACCACAUUGAUAUGGCUCAUACUUGGAUAACAAAGAACAAUGAAGAAAUCAAGUUCUAUAGUGUAAACGGAUAUUUUGAUGAUGGAACUGUGAUUUUCAUUUCAAAUUUGGAAUGUGAUAAAAUUAAAUUAACGUACUAUACUUUAGAAAAAUCAAAUUCACGUUUGUAUGAUGGGCUAAUGAAAACAAAACGUAUCGAUUGGAAUAAGCAAAUUUGUUUGGAUACGAUUUAUAGAGAUCAAUUACCAUUAUCAUUUGAAAUUGCAAAAGCACAACAUCAGCAGUUUUAUUCUUUAGCUAUAGGAUCCUGUUGGUGGCUACCCAAAGAAAAGGCUGCACAGUUUGAAAUUAAAAUUCCAAAUCAUACAUUUGUUGGCCCUUUAUCGCUUGAACAUGCCGAGAAAAUUUAUAGAUCUUGGACUUAUAAUGGUCAUCGUUCUGUCGAAUAUGUUGCAAGCCUAAUAAAAAAUAAUAACUGUUUUGGAAUUUUUCAUGAAAAUGAUAGAACAUUAAUGGCUUGGGUCUUACUGAGAGAGUUUGGAGUUCUUGGAAUACUACAAACUGAUGAAAAAUAUAAGCGGAGAGGAUAUGCAACGGUCGUUACAAAGGCAUUAUGCAAAAAAAUUGCUGAAAAUAACGCAGACAGUAUAUGUUAUAUUAAUGUAGAAAAUACAGCCUCUAAAAAACUAUUUGAAAGUUUGGGUUUCAAAGCUAUUGAUUACUAUGCUUGGAUGAAAAUGAAACCGAAUGUCGAUACAUGUGGGUAA